Callorhinchus milii (elephant shark) is the source of this 3263-nucleotide messenger RNA. RefSeq names its product mediator complex subunit 16 (gene med16). The transcript has 14 exons. Gene Ontology annotation, molecular function: protein binding. Gene Ontology annotation, cellular component: mediator complex. Gene Ontology annotation, biological process: positive regulation of DNA-templated transcription. NCBI's taxonomy places the organism in Eukaryota, Metazoa, Chordata, Chondrichthyes, Chimaeriformes, Callorhinchidae. The coding region runs from base 57 to 2546 and encodes 829 amino acids. The record is from RefSeq and is a predicted model, not a curated record.
AGGGCCAGGGCGCAGGCGCAGUGGGAGCAGGGCCAGGGGCAGGCGGGAGGGUAAACAUGGACGUGGCCUAUGUGUGUGACUGGGAGAAGCGGCCGAAGAGUAAUUACUGCCCCAGUGUGUCGCUGGUGUGCGCCUGGUCCUGCAGAAACCUGGUGGCCUUCACCACCGACCUGAGGAAUGAGGAGGAGCGAGAUCUCACUUACAUGAUUCACAUCUUGGACACGGAGCACCCCUGGGAUGUUUAUUCCAUAAACUCAGGUCACCACGAGGUUAUUACCUGCCUGGAAUGGGACCAGUCUGGUUCUCGCCUGCUGUCGGCUGACGCUGAUGGGCAGGUCAGGUGUUGGAGUAUGACCGAUCACCUGGUGAACAGCUGGGACUGUACAACAGGAAGUUCUGUGGAUGGAGACCCGAUCGUAGCCUUGUCCUGGCUACACAAUGGCGUCAAAUUGGCUUUACACGUUGAAAAGGCUGGAGCCUCUAACUUUGGUGAGAAGUUUUCGCGGGUGAAGUUCUCUCCGUCUCUGACGCUGUUUGGGGGGAAGCCGAUGGAGGGCUGGAUCGCGGUGACCGUCAGUGGGCUAGUCACCGUCUCGUUGCUUAAACCCAACCGGCAGCUUCUCACGGCCAUCGAGAGCCUCUCCCGCCUGCGCAGUCGCGUCUCUGUCGCCGACAUUGCCUUCACCGGUGGCGGCAACAUUGUGGUGAGCACAUCUGAUGGCAGCAGCGCCUCGCCCGUGCAGUUCUACAAGGUGUGUGUGAGUGUGGUCAACGAGAAGUGCAAGAUCGACACCGAGCUGCUCCCCUCGCUCUUCAUGCGUUGCACGACAGACACGGCUCGGAAGGAGAAGUACCCAGCAGUCACACACCUCAAGUUCCUGACCCGAGAAACCUCUGAACAGGUCCUGCUCUGUGCGUCCAGUCUGACUGGCAGCAUUGUCGAAUGUUGGUCGUUGCGUAAAGAGGGUUUGCCAGUCAAUAACAUCUUCCAGCCGAUUUCCCCUGUGGGGGAUAAGCAGCCGAGUAUCCUGAAGUGGAGGAUUCUGUCUGCAACCAACGACUUGGACCGUGUGACAGCCGUGGGGUUACCUAAGCUUCCCAUCUCUCUGACUAGCACUGACCUGAAAGUGGCCACAGACACCAAGUUUUUCCCCGGUUUAGGCCUUGCUCUUGCUUUUCACGACGGCAGCAUCCACAUUGUGCACAGACUGUCCCUACAGACUAUGGGGGUUUUCUACAACACCUCGUCCCAGAGAGCCUCGGAUGAACAGAGCAUUAAGCGACAGCGCACCACUGCCUCCUCUGUUCACUUUAAGGCACUGCAGCUCUCCUGGACCUCACUGGCACUCGUGGGAAUCGACAACCACGGGAAGCUCAGUAUGCUGCGCAUCUCCCCGUCCAUGGGCCACACGCUGGACAUCAACACCUCCCUGCGACACCUGCUCUUCCUGCUGGAGUACUGCAUGGUGACCGGCUACGAUUGGUGGGACAUCCUGCUGCAUGUGCAGCCCAACAUGGUGCAGAAUCUGAUGGAGAAGCUGCACGAGGAAUACACGCGGCAGAACCAGGCGCUGCAGCAGGUGCUAUCCACUCGCAUUGUGGCCAUGAAAGCCUCUCUCUGUAAGCUCUCGCCCAACACCCUGGCCCGGGCCUGUGACUUCCACGCGAAGCUGCUGCUUAUCGCAAUCAGCUCCACCCUGAAAUCCCUCCUCCGUCCACACUUGCUCAACACACCAGACAAAAGCCCCGGAGAGAGACUGAGCGAGAUCUGUGCCAAAAACACAGACACAGAUAUUGAUAAAGUGAUGAUAAAUUUAAAGACUGAAGAGUUUGUGCUGGACGCUUGGGUGUUACAGUCAUUGCAGCAACUCAUACAAUGGGUCGGGGACUUUGUGCUGUACCUGCUCGCGAGCCUCCCCAACCAGGGCUCUCCUGUCCGCCCAGGCUUCAGCUUCCUCAGAGAUGGGACUUCGCUGGGAAUGCUCAGAGAACUGAUGGUGGUGAUUCGGAUAUGGGGUCUCCUGAAGCCUGGUUGUCUGCCAAUCUACACAGCUACCUCAGACACCCAGGAUAGCAUGUCCCUGCUCUUCCGAUUAUUAACUAAGCUCUGGCUGUGCUGUCGGGAUGAAAACCACAUGAGUGAGCCAGACGAUAACCUGAUUGACGAGUGCUGCCUCCUCCCCAGCCAACUCCUGGUGCCCAGCCUGGACUGGCUGCCAAUCAACGAUGGCAUCAUUAGCAAGUUACAGACCAAACAGCCGAUCAAGCUGCAGUUUGGAAAGUCAGUCAGUGUUGUCAGUCACUUUGCCACAUCACAGCUGGACAUCUUCGCAAGGUCCCCGGGAUAUCAGAAAAUAGACAAUUUGAGACGACUUAAUUUAGGUGUGUGCCCAACAGAAGAGACCAAAUCCUGCACCAGAUGUGGGUGCAAUACCAUGCUGAAGUCCCCAAACAAGUCCACGGCUGUGAAGCAAUGGGAGCAACGCUGGAUCAAGAACUGUCUGUGUGGAGGGCUGUGGCGCAAGGUGCCCGUUUGUCUGCAGUAGACGGGACAAGCCAUCGGGUGAAGAUGAUCUUUGGGAAACUAUUGAGCUGCUGGACUGAAGUGACCAUGUGACUAUUUAUUCCAAUGACACAUUUUUAUAUUUUUCUCUCUGAGUGAUUUGUUCGGCAGCCAUCGGGUCUCUGGCCAAGUCCGCUUUGUAGCGGCUGAAGAAUUUAAUAAAUUAUUCUGUGGUGCAGUGGUUACAGUGAAUGCAGCUGUUGUUGGAAGUUUAACAGAAGCUGCUCAGGGUUUGGAUGGUUUAUUUUCUAAACACAUGUUUCUUCUGGCCAUCAUUCCAUUGUCCACAGAGCCACCUUCAGCUGAAAGAGGGCAUUACUCUGCUCUGCAGGACAACGCAGAUCUUUUUAUGUCUCUCUGCAUCACUAAAUCUUUCUUAAGAGCCAUUCUUGGGCAGAUUGCCGCGCUGUGAUGUCUCACACACGGGCUCCUGAUGUCACUCAGUUGCUGUAACAUUGCUGUACAACUGAGCUCCUGGUGUAGAGAUGAUAGGAGACUUGGUCACUCGGUCGGCUACAGACGGUAACAUGUUGUGAGUGAUUGUUGAGAGGGUGUGACCAGCGCCAGGGAGACUCUGUUACUCCGGAUUCUGGGAGUGAUGAUGGUUUACCUCAAUGAGGUAUCAGUUCAAUCUUACCACCUGGGUUUGAUUGGAACGUUAUUCCAUUUCACAGAGGACUGAAUAAAAAUAUUUUUCCUA